UUGUUUUUUCUGAAAAAAUGAAAAGAAGAAUCUUCAAGAACGGAAAAAUACUGACCAGGAAAGGAAAAGGAAAGGGAUUAGAAAAAAAAUAUCUGCGUGGGGAUAUUUUGCUUAAUUUCUUUUCAUCUCCAUGAAGAAAAUGGAAAUGGCCAAAUGCUGUGCUGAAUUACAUGUAUGCAAAAGGGCACAUCCGUCUUUAGGCACAUCACAAAUCACAAUUCACAAUUCAGAUAUAGAGAGAGAGAGAGAGAGAGACUUCAUUUGAGAUCAACCUAUUGCGUGAAGUCAUAAUCUCAUGCUCUGAUUUAUUCUGAUCAGAAAACUAAAAUUUUCAGCGAACCCUUAUCUUCUUCUACACUUCUCUGACACACCGCUUCUCCUUCUUCUUCCCUUUAUCCACUUUCUCUUUUCUCCCAUUGCUUAUUUAAUUCUUGAUCCCUUCUCUCUCUUCACCACUCUGCUUUCACUUUCCUUCUACGCCUCGAUUGUUGAUCAAAUUAAAUUUUGGAAAGUUGUGAUCUUGGAAUUGGUCUUCUUGUAGAGAUUGAGCUGCAGAAUUCCUCUUGAUUCUUCAACCACUUUUGAGGAAGAUCAGGUGUAUCUAUUCAGGUGCAUUUGAAAGGAUUCGAGAUGGCUUCAAUACAGGGCCCGGUAGUUUGUCCUGUGGUCAAUGCAAAACAAACUGGGGUAUACUCUGUACCCGUCGAUUCGUCUCUGCUAAAAUCUAAGUUGAGUGGAUUUUGGGGGCUGAAAGGGAUUAACAGCGGCGUGGCUAAUGUCAGUUAUCGACAGAAUUUGAGGAAUUGCAGACAAAUUCGGGGUAGUUUCAGUUCAUCAUCAGAUGGUAAUGGUAGCAUGGCAGAAAAUUUCAGUGAGAAUAAUGCAGAUUAUGUGAAUUCAAGUGUCGUUGAAGCUGUUGAGGUGAGAAGUGGCACAGACGGUUUCAUGAUCAAGAUGAGAGAUGGUGGGUAUUUGAGAUGUGCUCAUAAUAACCCUCAGGGAGGCCAUCUGCCCGACUAUGCUCCACAUCCUGCAAUUGUCUUGAAGAUGGAAGAUGGGACUGGGCUUCUUCUCCCAAUUAUUGUUUUGGAGAUGCCGAGUGUGCUCCUCAUGGCCGCUGUGCGUAAUGUACAAAUUGCUAGACCAACUAUGUAUCAAGUGGUGAAGGAAAUGGUUGACAAGAUGGGAUAUACAGUGAAACUUGUACGUGUCACCAAGAGGGUGCAGGAGGCGUACUUUGCCGAGUUACAUCUUGCAAAGUUGGAUAAUGAAGCUGAGACCUUAUGCUUUGAUCUCCGGCCCUCGGAUGCCAUUAACAUAGCGGUGAGAUGCAAGGUGCCAAUACAAGUCAACAAGUCGCUGGCAUAUAGUGAUGGCAUGAAGGUUAUUGAAGCUGAAAAGGUGACUGCACAGAGCUCCUCAUCAGAUGGCCCAUUUUUCACUCAACUGGAUAGACCCACGGGGCAGCCGUGCAUUCAGACUAAAGAAUUCAAUUUAGUGCGCAACAUGUUGAUCGCUGCUGUUGAAGAACGCUACAGGGAUGCAGCUUUGUGGAGAGACAAGCUGACACAGCUUCGGUCCAAGAGAAACUGGGCGUGAUAUGAUACGGUGAGCGUUGUAUUCUCUGCUUCGUGUCGUUACAAAGCCAUGCCAUAACAUGUAACAAUGGAUGGCAUUUGCUGGCUGCCUCUGGUUUCAGGUACUGCAGUGGGAUAGCUUUUGUAAAUAGAGAUGACUGGUCAGCCAAAUUUCUAAGUAAUCAACUGUAUUUGGCCGGCCAUUAAGUUUAUAGAAUUGCUGGUUUCGUGUAUAUAGAUGAACUUCAUUAUGUACUGCUGGAUUUCUGUAUGUUCAUACAUUUGACUCUCCCAGCUUAUCUUCAUUUUCUGUUUCUCUGGGAACAGAUUGUGUUGCUUC
This is a messenger RNA of Salvia miltiorrhiza (redroot sage), 1917 nucleotides long. Its product is annotated as bifunctional nuclease 1-like. Gene Ontology annotation, molecular function: nuclease activity. Gene Ontology annotation, cellular component: nucleus; VCB complex. The transcript has 10 exons. The coding region runs from base 631 to 1599 and encodes 322 amino acids. Gene Ontology annotation, biological process: protein ubiquitination. The record is from RefSeq and is a predicted model, not a curated record. Lineage: Eukaryota; Viridiplantae; Streptophyta; Magnoliopsida; Lamiales; Lamiaceae.